CGUCGCCGGUGACGUGGCUGCUGGGGAAAGCUCUUCCCGGUUGCUGUGCCAGCCUGCUCGGCUCCUCGGCUUCGGGCUCCUCCAUUCAUUGGAGAUACCUGUGCACAAAAAAAAAUACAUAAAUAAAGAGAAAUACCUGUACUAGCUACUAUUAGUCUUUUUUUUGGUGUGAGCUUUAAAACAAGUAGCGUGUUGCAUCAGGCGCUGACUGCUGCCACCCAUGGAGACGUACGGCAACUCGAACAAGAAACAGAAGCUAAGCAACGCUCCCGAGAACUGGGGAAUGCAACGUGCCACUAAUGUCACCUAUCAAGCUCAUCAUGUCAGCCGAAACAAGCGCGGGCAAGUUGUGGGCACAAGAGGAGGCUUCAGGGGAUGCACGGUUUGGCUGAGUGGUUUGUCCGGUGCAGGGAAGACCACAGUGAGCAUGGCUCUGGAGGAGUACCUGGUGUGUCACGGUAUCCCCUGCUACACACUGGAUGGGGACAACAUCCGUCAGGGGCUGAACAAGAACCUAGGCUUCAGCCCGGAGGACCGUGAAGAGAACAUUCGACGCAUUGCUGAGGUGGCCCGGCUUUUUGCUGAUGCCGGGCUGGUCUGCAUCGCCAGUUUCAUCUCUCCCUACAGCAGGGACCGUCUCAAUGCCAGGAAGAUCCACGAGGCUGCAGGGCUGCCUUUCUUUGAGGUGUUUGUGGACGCUCCACUGGAUGUCUGUGAGCAGAGGGAUGUGAAGGGCUUGUACAAGCGAGCAAGAGCGGGCGAGAUAAGAGGUUUCACUGGAAUUGACUCAGAGUACGAGAAGCCAGAGGCUCCAGAGCUGGUGCUAAAGACUGACUCCUGCAGUGUGAAUGAGUGCAUACAACAGCUUAUUGACCUGCUUCAGGAGAGGGAUAUAGUUCCUGUUGAUGCAUCUUAUGAGGUGAAGGAGCUGUAUGUUCAGGAGAAUAAACUGGACCUGGCGAAGGCUGAUGCAGAGACCCUGCCUGCUGUGCAGAUUGGAAAGGUGGACAUGCAGUGGGUGCAGGUGCUGGCCGAAGGCUGGGCCACUCCUCUGAAUGGCUUCAUGAGAGAGAGAGAGUAUUUGCAGUGUCUUCAUUUUGACUGUCUGCUGGAUGGUGGAGUCAUCAACCUGUCCGUGCCGGUGGUGUUGCCGGUGUCUACUGCAGAUAAAGACCGUUUAGACGGCGUGACCGCUAUAGCCUUGGUCUACGAGGGCAGACGAGUGGCCAUCCUUCGCAACCCCGAGUUUUACGAACACCGCAAAGAAGAACGUUGCGCUCGCCAGUGGGGCACCACCUGCAAGGACCACCCGUACAUCAAGAUGGUGAUGGAAAGUGGGGACUGGCUGGUCGGAGGAGAUCUGCAGGUUCUGGACAGGAUCUGCUGGAACGAUGGACUGGAUCAGUACCGACUGACGCCCACCGAGCUCAAACAGAAGUUUAAAGAAAUGAAUGCAGAUGCUGUAUUUGCCUUCCAGCUUCGCAACCCAGUCCACAAUGGUCAUGCUCUUCUGAUGCAGGACACCCACAAGCGCCUCAUCGAGCGAGGCUACCGCCGGCCCGUUCUGCUGCUCCACCCGCUGGGAGGUUGGACCAAGGACGAUGACGUGCCGCUGCCCUGGCGCAUGAAGCAGCACGCCGCGGUGCUGGAGGAGGGUGUCCUGAAUCCAGACUCUACCAUCGUAGCUAUCUUUCCUUCACCCAUGAUGUAUGCCGGGCCAACUGAGGUUCAGUGGCAUUGCAGAGCUCGAAUGGUGGCUGGAGCCAACUUCUACAUUGUGGGCCGAGACCCCGCAGGUAUGCCCCACCCUGACACAGGGAAGGACCUCUACGAACCCACUCACGGGGCUAAGGUCCUCACCAUGGCUCCAGGCCUCAUCACCCUGGAGAUUGUACCUUUUAAGGUUGCUGCUUACAACAAGGUCAAAAGAGCAAUGGACUUUUACGAUCCCAAAAACCAUCAAGAUUAUGAUUUCAUCUCAGGCACACGUAUGCGGAAGAUGGCUCGCGAGGGAGAGAAUCCUCCUGAUGGCUUCAUGGCUCCAAAGGCUUGGGCUGUGCUGAAAGAAUACUAUAAGUCACUGGAGAAAGCCUAAAGGUUGAGUCACGGAUGACAAAACACGGAAACACUCGAGUUUCUACUGAUGCUUCAAAUGUCGAAUGUGGGGACCACUCAUCUACUAUCACAAACCAUACUCUGGCUUCCGUCUGUCACUUGUACACUCAAUCUUUUAUAGUCUUAUCAUGUUUGUGUUUUAACUGUGUGUACUUUUAUCUAACUUAACUUCCUCUGACUGUAAAAUACAGUAGGAGAAGUCAGAGGUCAAAAAAAUCUUCAGAGUAGAUGUUUGUGUUUCUCACUAACUUUAUAACUGUAUGUUCUAAAGACUGAUUACAAAAUAUUGUUUAAAAAAUAAUGGAUCAAGACUCAUAAUGACCUCUACAGAAAGUACUGUUGACCAGUACUUGAAUAGGUGUGAAUGAAUGUUGAGUAUUCGUGAUGUCCAAAUUUAAAACGUUACUGCACCUGCUCGAGUUCACUUAACUCACAACUGAAACCCAAACAAGUUGCUUUGUACUGUAUGUUUGCAAGUGGCGGUGGUAGUUGCUCAGAAUUUGGUGUACACAAGUAUUUGAUGUAAAAGUUGAGUGCCUUGGUCUUCAGAAAGUGAAUUCACAUGAUGACUGGUUAUAAUUAGGAUACACAGACACAGACACACACACACCUGCUUUUUGUCCCACUUGUCUUAAUGUUACACUGAAACAGUCCAGUAGUUUAAAAAAAAAUGGUACGCAACACUUUAAAGAUGUUUUUAUUGGGAUAUAACUUCUUGGAAAAACUUUUAACAUUUUUUGUGUCAUAUUUAGUCUAUUUAUUCUAUCCUAACAUUACAUUUUUUUUUUUUAGUCUUUAUCUGUUGUGCAUGUAGUUUUGAUGCUUGUCUCAGCAGUCUUUGAUAUUUUGUUAGGUUGUGAUCAUUUGUAUCCCCCCCCCCCCCUCUUGGGUUGCUAAUAUUUUCCAUGUGGUAAUUCAUUUUAAGGAGUUGGCCUGUAUAAACAGAUGGUUGAUGGUUACCAUCAAGGGAUCAGAUUUGUAAUCUUCCUUGU
Messenger RNA from Morone saxatilis (striped sea-bass), 3107 nucleotides. RefSeq names its product 3'-phosphoadenosine 5'-phosphosulfate synthase 1 (gene papss1). Lineage: Eukaryota; Metazoa; Chordata; Actinopteri; Moronidae. The transcript is spliced from 12 exons. The record is from RefSeq and is a predicted model, not a curated record. Gene Ontology annotation, molecular function: adenylylsulfate kinase activity; sulfate adenylyltransferase (ATP) activity; ATP binding. Bases 221 to 2095 code for a protein of 624 amino acids. Gene Ontology annotation, biological process: 3'-phosphoadenosine 5'-phosphosulfate biosynthetic process; sulfate assimilation.